Daldinia loculata is the source of this 1559-nucleotide messenger RNA. RefSeq lists its product as uncharacterized. The transcript has a single exon. Lineage: Eukaryota; Fungi; Ascomycota; Sordariomycetes; Xylariales; Hypoxylaceae. The coding region runs from base 264 to 1508 and encodes 414 amino acids. The record is from RefSeq and is a predicted model, not a curated record.
CAUACGGGCACUUGCUUUACCGGACAGUCCGAAGUAAGGUCGACGACAAUGGAGAUGGAAAAAAGAAGCAAAUUGCAAUGUGAAACGGGGCCAUGCAUCGUGGACCCGACAGACGGGCGGUUUAUAAACUUGGGAGAUCGAGGCGAGGUAUGUAAGACUUUAGAUGCGGCAGUUGACAGUUUAUAUAACAGGUACCUAAGUUAUAAGUUAUACUUAUACUAACUAAUAUGUGUUUAUGUUAGGCACUUGCGCUUAAAGAGAGAAUGAAGUACCAUUUGAUAGAGACGUGCAACAAGGAAGUUAAGCGGUCCACUUGCAUUCGGGAUCUUGCAGUAGCGCCAAAGCUUGAAACCUGGGGCAAACCCGCCUGUUUGGAUUCAAGUAUCGAGGAAGUAUUACAAACUCUUGCUCAAUAUUUUGGAUUUGAAGAUCCAUGGUUGGAUGCAUUCCUCGUUACUCAUGUUUCGCAACCAUAUCUCUGGGACGGUCCUCUAUUAGAUCAAGGCGAAGGAGACGGCCGUGGGGCCAAUAAUGGUCCCUGUGGAACUUCACAGGACCAUUCAUACCCGCCUCCAGGUUCCAGCGGAAACCCCAGGAAACAACGCAAUAAAAGGGGCGGCGGGGAUCAUCCGGAGCGGCAACCCCAAAAGCGUCGUUCCAUCGCAUCUGCCUCGAGCCGGGGUGAGCGUAAGCGGCGGUAUGCGUGUCCCUACUUUCUCCGUGACAAUUCGGCAUAUUUCCAAUGUCUCGGUUAUCAUCUCCACCGGGUCGGCGAUGUGCGGCAGCAUUUACUUCGACAACAUCUGCAGGAAAUUCAUUGUCCCCGGUGUGGGCACAUAUUCAAGGGGCAAACCAACAACGUUGACCGUGAUCGGCAUCUCAAUGAAAACAACUGUGACACUCGAGUCUUUAAUACUCCUCCUGGGAUGACAGUUGAUGCUGUUGAUAGGAUGAGAGAAGCAGCUAGCGGAUCCAGCACUCGCGACGACGCAGCGAAGUGGUUUGAAAUUUGGGACUGCAUCUUCCCAGGAAUUCCGCAGCCUAUAUCUCCAUAUCUCGAUGACGGUGUCACUAUCACAUCAUAUCUCAUCGAAGAAUACCAAAACCAGCCCAAUAUCCAUGUUGCAACGUUACUCUCGCUGGUUCCUCCAGCUCCAGCUAUGCAACAGGAGGCCUACGGGCACAUAUGUAACAUGCUCGCCGGUAUUCCCCCUUACUUCACGCAUCGGAUGGGAGGCUCUAUCAACCACAGUCAAGGCAAUGAAUACGUUCCGAGAGACGUUCUUCCUCAGUCGCCUAUCAAUCCGAAUGUCCAUCCGAACUUAUCAUUGACGCUCCCUCAAUCAAUCAUAGCCCCGCAAGAUUCUGUGUAUAACUCUCCUGAGAACCAAUUACCCCCUAUAGACGAAAAUGGAGGUGUCAGCCCUUACAACUUAUUAACCAACCCCGGUUGGCAGCCUACCUCCUGGCCGGGUAGUGAUUAUGUACCUAAGGUACCGGACAAUUAGCGCUGAAUAUGCGGGGUUAGCGUUUUGAAAUGACGAUAUUGUGGGGUAGUU